AUGGCAAAUACUCUGCUCCUGAUCUUGUCCCAUCCACUGCAAGCACUGCUCUUCACGUAUUCAUUUUUCUCCCAAGUCCUGCUCGCUCUUCUACGCCGGCUGCUACUUCCACACUUUCCAGUCUACCAGCCUCUCCGGCUACAGGUGCAUCGAGCCUAUCUUGCCGCUGCUGCUUUGACCUUUCCGAAUCUUACUCACCGGCUGCCCGUGGGGAAGCUUUCUGCCAAGCCGGCUCGCAAAGUCGACGAAGGCGUGCCGGCCUACCUCAUCCCUGGAAAACGACAGCUUUCCGAGUUUGCACGCGGAGGACACGGGAAACAAAGAUGCGUCGUUUUAUUUGCGCAUGGCGGCGGGUACGCUCGUGGUGAGGCGAGAAUGUACCUCAAGUACAUGGAACGGUGGGUCGCAGAGGCGGCGAGAAAGGGCCUUGACCUCGCCUUUUUCAGCGUCGAGUACCCCCUUUCGACCCAAGAAAGCCACCCCGCGCAGAGAAAUACCUUUAUCCAGGUAUACCGUUUCUUGCUCGACAGCGAGAUAGGGCCGGAGAAUGUCGUCUUCAUGGGUGAUUCCGCUGGCGGUGGACUGAGUAUUCUGGCCGGCCUGGAACUGGGGCGGCUCAAUCUCCCGCAGCCGGCUGCAACGGUCUUGAUCUCGCCCUGGGUCGACAUGACUUUGAAAGCGCAUCGAGGAGGGAAUCCAGCCGUGGAGAGCGACUACUUUCUGAUGGCCAACAAGGCCGUGCCCGCACUGGUUCAAUUGUUCAUUGGGGACCGGCCGCCCGACUCGCCCGAUGUGAAUCCUCUUUGUCGCCAGCCCGAAGAGCUCAAGGAUCUCAGUCCGCAGCUGAUCUUCACAGGAGGCGCCGAGUUCGCGCGUACCGACUCGGAGAAAUGGGCAGAGCUGUGCCAGAAAGCGGGUGUGGAGCACAAGUUGAUUAUCGAAUGGGCCCAACUGCACGUUUACGCCGUGGGUUCCAAAUUCACCCAUCCGGCCGUGCGCGGGAAGACGGACGACAUGAUCAUCGAGUGGGUCAAGGCCCAUGUAGCACAGUGA
Messenger RNA from Cladophialophora psammophila CBS 110553, 1053 nucleotides. RefSeq lists its product as uncharacterized. Gene Ontology annotation, molecular function: hydrolase activity. The record is from RefSeq and is a predicted model, not a curated record. Lineage: Eukaryota; Fungi; Ascomycota; Eurotiomycetes; Chaetothyriales; Herpotrichiellaceae. The transcript is spliced from 3 exons. Bases 1 to 1053 code for a protein of 350 amino acids.